CUCUGGCUCUUUUUCCCUUCUCAUCCUGUGUCUGGUCUCUUUAGAGAUUGCAAAUUCUUCAGGACAAACGGUCUCUUGCUCUACAUGUACAGUGCCCAGCACAGUGGGGCCACAAUCUUAGACUCCAGAGGCUCCUGUAGCACAAAUAGUAAUAAUUCAACAGAUGAAUUUGCAGAGAAAGUGGCCAUUAUACCUGCAAAGUAGAGGCUUUCAUAGUGAUGACUAAUGUAAAGGUUUUUAUAGACAGCUUUUAACUAUGGCAGAGCAGCCUUACAGCCAGGGAGCAAGUUCUUAUCUGCACAAGCCAUAGAAGAAAAAUCACAUUUAUAUUAACAGUUUCAUUGGUUGAGUGUCUGCCCAAUUGUAACUGGAUAUAAGCUGUGAUUUAUUUUUUUCGUACUUCAUAGGAAAAUGGCUUUUCAAUUUAACUUCUCUAUUGAAGAGAAAGCAGAAAAUGAACUUGAGACUCUUGGUCAUACAGCCUUGCAGCUGGAAUCUGCACAGCCUGCUUUGAAUCCAGGCAGAUCUACAGAAAAGAGCAAAGAAAUUUCAUCAGAAGAAAAUGUUGUGCACAAGGAGUUGGUGUGCGCACAUGAGGCAACACCCAAAACUACAGAUCCAGUAGCAAACUGUAACCCUGAUAAAAGCCAGGUCCAGGUGCUGCCAAAGAAACGAGCUGACUUUAAAGUUGCCAAAGAGCAUAAUAUUCCUGAAGAUUUCAGCAAAGUGUUAGAAAAUAAAGUUAUGGACACUGUACAGGGCCUAUACUGUGUAAAUAUUUCUGUGGUGGAAAUGACCCUUUCAAAUGACUCCCAUGAAGAAGACAUAGUGUCUAAAAGUAUUUCUUCUCACUCUGAUCUUAUCACAGGCAUCUAUGAAGGAGGGCUGAAAAUAUGGGAAUGCACUUUUGAUCUCAUGGAUUAUUUGUCAAGGGCUGAAAUGCGGUUUAUCAACAAGACAGUCUUGGAUCUUGGUUGUGGGGCUGGGCUGCUGGGAAUACUUGCAUUAAAGAGAAAAGCUGAAAAAGUCCACUUUCAGGACUAUAACUGCACUGUGAUUGAUGAAAUAACCUUGCCUAAUGUAGUGGCUAACUGGACUGAUGGUGGUGGUGAUGGCGGAAUUAGUGAACCUCCUUCAAAGAAGCACAGGAAAGCAGACUUCAUACCAGCUCUAAUGUCUAAGUGCAGAUUUUUUUCCGGAGAAUGGACUGAGUUUAGCCAACUCCUGUUAAGUGGCAACAAACCCUUUUCAAAGUAUGACCUUAUUCUCACAUCAGAGACCAUCUACAAUCCUGACUACUACAGUGCUUUGCAUGAUACGAUUUCUAAACUGUUGGAUAAAAAUGGCUGCGUGUAUUUGGCUACCAAAGCACAUUAUUUUGGGGUGGGAGGUGGUGUGCAUAUCUUUGAAAAAUUCAUUGAAGAGAGGAAUGUGUUCAGGACUAGAACUGUCAAGGUUAUCGAUGAAGGACUGAUGCGGUACAUUAUUGAAAUGGCCUUUAAGAUUUCCAGUUAAUCCAUUCAUUCCCCAUUGUGCCUGUUAAAUAUCUUAAUAAAGAUCUGAUUUAUAACCAGA
This is a messenger RNA of Gopherus flavomarginatus (Mexican gopher tortoise), 1575 nucleotides long. RefSeq names its product methyltransferase like 18 (gene METTL18). Lineage: Eukaryota; Metazoa; Chordata; Testudines; Testudinidae. The transcript is spliced from 2 exons. Gene Ontology annotation, biological process: peptidyl-histidine methylation, to form tele-methylhistidine. The record is from RefSeq and is a predicted model, not a curated record. The coding region runs from base 412 to 1515 and encodes 367 amino acids. Gene Ontology annotation, molecular function: protein-L-histidine N-tele-methyltransferase activity.